This is a messenger RNA of Oppia nitens, 1710 nucleotides long. RefSeq names its product flavin-containing monooxygenase 5-like. The record is from RefSeq and is a predicted model, not a curated record. Bases 1 to 1710 code for a protein of 569 amino acids. Lineage: Eukaryota; Metazoa; Arthropoda; Arachnida; Sarcoptiformes; Oppiidae. The transcript is spliced from 6 exons. Gene Ontology annotation, molecular function: NADP binding; N,N-dimethylaniline monooxygenase activity; flavin adenine dinucleotide binding.
AUGUCAUCAACAAAAUCAUCGGUUAUAAGGAUCGGUAUCUUAGGUGCCGGUAGUUCSGGUGCCGUCGCCUGUAAGUCAUGUCUGGAGGAAGGCUUCGAUGUUGUUGUCUAUGAGAAAACCGGACAAACAGGUGGUCUCUGGCGAUACCRUGAGAARGAGGARGAGGAAGAGGACAGUURUGUUGUCGGUUUGGGAUCAGUGGCCAAAAGUACUAUUAUUAAUACUAGUAAAGAAAUGCAGGCCUAYAGUGACUGUCCACCGCCGGCCGACUUUCCUAACUUUAUGCACAAUACAAAAUUGAUWCAAUACUUUGAUGGAUAUAAUCAAACAUUUGAUUUUCAACGAUAUGUCCGAUUCAGAMACGAUGUACUCAAUGUAGAGCCCAAUGAUGACUAUGAUAGGACCGGGCGCUGGAAGAUAACGGUCCGCAACAACAAUACUAACUGUCUGACUGUUGAAGUGUUUGACGGUGUAAUGGUAUGUACCGGUCAGUACAGUAGGCCAUCGAUACCGACAAUCAAAGAUCAACAUCUAUUCAAUGGUCGUAUAUCUCAUACACAUACAUACAAAAUACCCGAUGAGUAUGAAAACAAACGGGUAGUUGUUGUAGGUGUGGGCAAUUCGGGCGGCGAUGUGGCCGUAGAGUUGGCUACAAUAGCCUCUAAGACAUAUCUAUCGACUCGUUCGGGAACAUGGAUUGCCUACAGAUUGGGUCCAAAUGGUAGACCAAUGGACACAUGUAUGGGCAGUCGUUUCARUAAUUUUCUACUAAAUCUAUUGCCUAUGAAUUGGAAAUAUACACUAUUGGAAAAUAAACUAAACAAGGUAGUCGAUCACGAUUACUAUCAAUUAAAGCCUAAKCACCGGGUAUUUACCCGGCAUCUAAUGCACAACGAUAUGCUACCUAAUCGUAUACUAUCGGGUAGUGUUAUAGUUAAGUCGGAUAUUCAGCAGUUUACCGAAAAURGUGUAAUAUUUAAUGGCGAUAAACAGGAAACACUGUGCGAUGCGGUAGUAUUGGCCACUGGCUAUCAACAGUCGCUUGAGUUUCMAUUUAUAUCCAACCCUCAGCUGCCCAUACCUACCGAUCGAUUAGAUCUCUAUAAGUAUGUAUUUGUACCGAAACUACUGCAUCCAAAAACACUGGCCUUUAUUGGUUUCAUACAAGUAAUCGGUUCUCAUCUGACUAUAUCGGAACUUCAAUGUCGAUGGUUUGCCCGAUUGAUGGCCAAUAAAUUGUCGCUACCGUCCAGUCAGUCGAUGUUGGCUAACUGUGYUGACCAAAAACGUCGUCUAAAGCACAGGUACUACGACAACUAUAGUCCAGGUCAUCYGAAACCGACGAUUAUUGAUAAAGUUGAUUAUAUUAAAUGGUURGACUAUAUGGACGAUUUGGCCGCACAGUUAGGUGUUAAGCCUAAACUAUGGUCAUAUUUUUUGACUGAUCCAAAACUAUGGUGGGCACUGGUAUUUGGUCCYUGUGCUCCAUAUCAAUAUCGAUUGAAUGGACCUCAUUCAUGGUCAGGUGCCCGACAGGCCUUACUGACCAUCAAUGAUCGUAUUGAACAACCGUUAAAAACCAGACACCAGAAGCAGAAACCAAUAAUAACUAAAACUAACUAUUUAUUGUUUGGUGGGUUAGAUAUGAGCAGCACCGGGAUGUUAUUUUCAUUGGUCGAUGAUGAUAAUUUGGUUCUAGCAUUGCCAUAA